Molecule: messenger RNA, 1466 nt
Organism: Lentinula edodes (shiitake mushroom)
Lineage: Eukaryota; Fungi; Basidiomycota; Agaricomycetes; Agaricales; Omphalotaceae
Exons: 2
Coding region: 302-1264 (320 amino acids)
Source: RefSeq, a predicted model, not a curated record
GGCCCAACUACAUUAUGGCAGUGACAAAACCAAGGCAAACACAACAUCACUGCACUUCCUACAUGAUCAUCACCAUCUUGUUCUACGCCGUGAAUCACCAUCUCCCCCUCAACACGAAUGUAAGUUAAGUGAAAUACGUACAAAAGCGCUGAAGCCCACUCAGCCUGGCCCUGUUGCUGCGGGCGAAGCUUUCAUGUAUAAAUAGACACUUCGCCGAUCGGCUUCCUGCCCGUUUCUUUAAUUUACGUUGAGUGGAGUCGUGGGCGCACAGGAAAUCGCAGCUUUCUUUCAACUUCCCAUAAUGUUUAUCGACUCGGUAGUGUUCGGUCGAGCCGACACGACUACUUCGCUGAGCACUUCAGUCUCCAGUACUUCAAUAUCUAAUUCUAGCCCAAGCUCGACUAGCAGUACAACCACUGGUUCCAGUUCUGUUUCACCGUCUUCAUCUUCCUCCUCCCUUUCCUCAUCUUCGUCUCCCUCUGCUUCAUCUUCUUCAUCAUCGUCCACUUCGGCAUCAUUUACCCAGUCGAAUUCGAUUACCAGCACUGUCUCAUCUACAUCCGCUAAUUCUAGUGCCUCAUCAUCUUCUACUCCGAGUUCGGAUGGCCAUGGGACGGAAAUCGGUGCUAUCGUUGGCGGUGUCAUUGGAGGCUUCGUAGUUCUGACUUUACUCUCCGUCAUCUUUUCCGUCCUCCGGAGAAGAAGACGGAACGCUAAAAAACGACCCAGAGGAUCGGUGUACUUAGGCAAAAUGGAUCAGAGUCAGCUCGACACGUUCCUCAAACAAAAACCUCGGUCUAACGUGGACAGUCUGCAUUCGUCCAGUAGUAUUCCGUUACUUUCUCUGCCCCAGAUGGACACAACGUUAACAACCCGCCUCGAGACCACUCCCCAGUACACAGAUGUCCCCGCUCCAUAUAGCGAUCAAGAAUCUGGUGCUGCGCAGGGAAACGAUCAGAACGGCCCCGGGGAUGGAAGUGAAUCGGGCCAUUCAGUUUUCCUUCCCUCCCCUUACUCCCACCACGGGCAUGACGGCAACGGCGAUAAUGUACCAGAACUGACACAGCCGCGCUUUGUAACUCCUCCCCCGCGUCCUGAAUCACAGUUUUACGCGCCUAUUCCUGUGCAAGCUGGAGACUUUUCCAUGAAAGCUUUGGAAGCAUCCGCUUCUGGCAGUAGAUCUAGCACACCCGUGUCUUUGUCAAUGAUUCACGGUAAAAAGGAUACUUCCAGCCCUCCUCUACAUCCAGCCAAUGCAUCCUAAGGUUGUAGCCAUCCGAGGUCGCUGGGCGGAUUUUCAUUGGAUUACAGACUUCCGCUUUUGUUUGGGACGUUCUUGUUAUUACAAUUUGAAACGGACUAUAUGGACUAUACGGACUGCACUCACGACCUAUUAAUACUGUAGCAUAAACCUGGCAUACGACUAAUAAUAUCACUCAUUCGAAUCAAACUGACUUGAUGUAGUU